Molecule: messenger RNA, 624 nt
Organism: Bacillus rossius redtenbacheri
Lineage: Eukaryota; Metazoa; Arthropoda; Insecta; Phasmatodea; Bacillidae
Gene: RpL24
Product: large ribosomal subunit protein eL24
Exons: 6
Coding region: 114-578 (154 amino acids)
Biological process (GO): cytoplasmic translation
Cellular component (GO): cytosolic large ribosomal subunit
Molecular function (GO): structural constituent of ribosome; mRNA binding
Source: RefSeq, a predicted model, not a curated record
UUUAUUCGAACGAAUUCCAUGAAUACACAUAGAAGAUAAAUUUACAAGGUGGAUUUCUUUGUAAAAAAAAAAACAAUUGAGAUAUCUGUUUCCGGCUGUUGUCCUCUGUCAAAAUGAAGAUCGGAUUGUGCGCAUACAGCGGGUACAAAAUUUACCCAGGCCAUGGGAAGACUAUGGUUAAAGCAGAUGGAAAGACAUUCACGUUCCUGAACGCCAAGUGCGAGUCGUCGCACCUCAUGAAGAGGAACCCCCGCAAGGUCACAUGGACCGUCCUCUACAGGCGCAAGCACAAGAAGGGGCAGGAGGAGGAGCAGGCCAAGAAGCGCACGCGGCGCACCCAGAAGUUCCAGCGCGCCAUCGUGGGCGCCUCGCUCACCGACAUCAUGGCCAAGCGCAACAUGAAGCCCGAGGUGCGCAAGGCCCAGCGCGAGCAGGCCAUCAAAGCUGCCAAGGAGCAGAAGAAGGCAGUGAAGGCAGCCAAGAAGGUUCAGGCCCCACCCAAGGCGAAGGCAGCUCCGAAAAGCAAGGCCUCGCGAGUACAGCCCAAGAGUGCUCCGAGAGUCGGUGGCAAGCGUUGAAGCUGUUUUUGUAUGUUGCUUUUGAAUAAAAAGUAUUUAUGCUAAA